AUGUCGCAGAAGAGCACCGGCUCUCCAGAGAACCCGGUAUGGGACAACUCAAUCAUGUCCAUCGAGCUGACAGAUGACUUCCAGCUUCAGGAUUAUCCGCUGCGGCUUGGGCUGUGCAGCUCGGAGACAGGACCUCCGGAUUAUGGGUUUGUCAUGAUCAACUUGGAGCAGAUCCUGCACAGCCGGACGGAAGUAGACCCUGAUGAAGUGGUCAGCAUGAAAGGCUGGUUCCCCCUCUUCGACACCAUGACGGGCGUGCGGGGCCGGAUCCUGGCCGCUUGGAAACACUUUAGACGUGGGGCUGGUUACAAGUUCCCCCUUCGCCAGUGUCAUGAACAACUGUAA
Messenger RNA from Effrenium voratum, 345 nucleotides. NCBI's taxonomy places the organism in Eukaryota, Dinophyceae, Suessiales, Symbiodiniaceae. The record is from the annotation of a GenBank genome assembly.